AAAUGCCCCUCUUGCUGUGUGCAGGAGACGCGAAGCCUGGCGCUGGGACCGGCCCGCGAUGCCGUGACUUCCCGCUCCGGCCUCUCUGCACGGACGGCGCUCGCCCCUCGGAGCCCGACCAGGGCAGCCCUCUCCUCAGGCCGCCGCAGACGCAGCGCCCGGUUAAGGGCGAGCGGACCCCGUCCGGUCGGAGAAGCCCCCGGGGGAGGGGCAGCUGCUGCUGGGUGCCCGGCUGCCGGGCUCGGGGCGCGGAGCGAUGGCGGCGCGGGGAGCCAGGCGGCUCCUUGGCUCCCUGUGGAUCGCCCUGCUCCUAGGGCAGCCGGACCCGGCCGGCGCCGCCGCCAGGAGCAGCUCGCAGAGCCCUGCAGGGUCCACCGUGAGAACCUUCACUCCGUUUUAUUUUCUUGUGGAGCCAGUGGACACGUUAUCAGUUCGAGGGGCUUUUAUCAUACUGAACUGUUCAGCUUACUGUGAGCCUUCUCCAAAAAUAGAAUGGAAGAAAGAUGGGACUUUCCUAAAUUUGGUGUCAGAUGACCGGCGCCAGCUGCUGCCAAAUGGAUCUUUAUUAAUAAACAGUGUGGUGCAUUCCAAACACAAUAAACCUGACGAAGGAUAUUAUCAAUGUGUGGCAACUGUGGAAAGCCUUGGGACCAUUGUAAGCAGAACAGCAAAGCUUACAGUAGCAGGACUUCCAAGAUUCACUAGCCAGCCAGAAUCAACAUCUGUCUAUAGAGGAAACAGCGUAAUUCUGAACUGCGAGGUCAAUGCUGAUCUGGUACCGUUUGUGAGGUGGGAGCAGGAUCGUCAGCCACUCUUUUUGGAUGACCGUGUAUUCACAUUACCAAGUGGAGCUCUAAUCAUUAGCAAUGUUACAGAUGGGGAUGGAGGACUCUAUCGCUGCGUCAUUGAAAGUGGUGGGUCGCCCAAAUACAGUGAUGAAGCAGAGCUUAAAAUUCUUCCAGAUCCAGAGGUUCCGUUAAACCUGGUGUUUCUGAGGCAACCUUCUUCACUUACCAAAGUUACUGGGCAAAGUGCAGUUUUCCCAUGUGUCACUGCAGGAUUUCCAACUCCAGUUGUCAGGUGGAUGAAAAACGAAGAAGAACUUACCAUAGAAGGCUCUGAAAAAUUUCUAUUACUGGCGGGAGGGAGCCUGGAGAUCAGUGAUAUCACAGAAGAUGAUGCUGGGACAUAUGCCUGCAUUGUGGAUAAUGGGAAUGAGACAAUUGAAGCUCAAGCAGAUCUUACAGUUCAAGCUCCACCUGAAUUUCUGAAGCAGCCUGAUAAUAUUUAUGCUCAUGAAUCUAUGGAUAUUGUCUUUGAGUGUGAAGUGACUGGAAAACCAACUCCAACAGUGAAAUGGAUCAAGAAUGGAGAUAUGGUGAUCCCUAGUGACUACUUCAAAAUUGUAAAGGAGCAUAACCUGCAGGUUUUGGGUCUUGUGAAAUCAGAUGAAGGAUUCUAUCAAUGCAUUGCAGAAAAUGAUGUUGGAAAUGCACAGGCUGGAGCCCAGCUGAUAAUACUUGAACAUGAUGUUGCCAUCCCAACAUUACCUCCCACUUCACUGACCAGUGCCACUACUGACCAUCUAGCACCAGCUACAACUGGACCAUUGCCUUCAGCUCCUCGGGAUGUCGUGGCCUCCCUCGUCUCUACUCGCUUCAUCAAACUGACGUGGCGGACACCAGCAUCAGAUCCUCAUGGAGACAAUCUCACCUAUACAGUAUUCUACACCAAGGAAGGUAUAAACAGGGAACGUGUUGAAAAUACAAGUCGUCCUGGAGAGAUGCAAGUGACAAUCCAAAACCUGAUGCCAGAGACCGUGUAUGUUUUCAGGGUUGUGGCUCAAAACAAACAUGGCCCUGGAGAGAGCUCAGUACCACUGAAGGUGGCGACUCAGCCUGAAGUUCAACUUCCUGGUCCAGCACCAAACAUUCGAGCAUAUGCUAAUUCACCUACUUCAAUCACUGUCACAUGGGACACACCGUUGUCGGGCAAUGGUGAAAUCCAGAACUACAAGCUCUAUUACAUGGAAAAGGGGACAGAUAAUGAACAGGAUGUUGAUGUUGGAGGUCACUCCUACACCAUUAAUGGAUUAAAGAAAUAUACCGAGUACAGCUUCCGAGUGGUAGCCUACAAUAAACACGGUCCUGGAGUCUCUACCCAAGAUGUUGUUGUGCAAACUCUGUCAGAUGUCCCCAGUGCUGCACCUCAGAAUCUGUCGCUGGAAGUGCGGAAUUCCAAGAGCAUCAUGAUACAUUGGCAACUCCCUCCUGCAGGAACCCACAACGGUCUAAUCACCGGCUACAAAAUUCGCUACCGUAAAGCAUCUCGUAAGAGUGAGGUAACCGAGAGCAUUGGUGGGACGCAACUUUUCCAGCUAAUCGAAGGUCUUGAGCGAGGUACAGAAUACAGUUUCCGUGUGGCUGCCUUAACAAGCAAUGGUACAGGACCAGCUACUGAUUGGAUAUCCGCUGAAACUUUUGAGAGUGACCUAGAUGAAACUCAUGUUCCUGAAGUUCCAAGCUCCCUACAUGUUCGCCCACUUGUUACAAGUAUUGUAGUGAGCUGGACUCCUCCUGAAAACCAGAACAUUGUGGUAAGAGGAUAUGCUAUAGGGUAUGGCAUUGGCAGUCCUCAUGCACAGACUAUCAAAGUGGACUACAAACAACGCUAUUACACCAUUGAGAAUUUGGAUCCAAGUUCCCACUAUGUCAUAACUCUGAAAGCAUUUAACAAUGUUGGUGAAGGAAUCCCACUCUAUGAAAGUGCAGUGACCAGGCCUCAUACAGACACUUCUGAAGUUGAUUUAUUUGUUAUUAAUGCUCCAUACACUCCAGUGCCAGAUCCCUCCCCCAUGAUGCCACCGGUGGGAGUUCAGGCUUCCAUUCUGAGCCAUGACACCAUAAGGAUCACUUGGGCAGACAACUCUCUGCCGAAAAAUCAGAAGAUCACAGAUGCUCGCUACUACACGGUCCGCUGGAAAACAAACAUUCCUGCAAACACGAAGUACAAGACUGCAAACACAACCACCUUGAGCUAUUUAGUGACCAGUUUAAAACCAAACACCCUGUAUGAAUUCUCUGUGAUGGUGACUAAAGGUCGAAGAUCAAGUACUUGGAGUAUGACAGCUCAUGGGACUACCUUUGAAUUAGUUCCUACGUCUCCACCAAAAGAUGUGACUGUGGUGAGCAAAGAGGGAAAACCUAGGACAAUAAUUGUAAACUGGCAGCCUCCAUCUGAAGCCAAUGGCAAAAUUACAGGAUACAUCAUUUACUACAGCACAGAUGUGAAUGCUGAGAUACAUGAUUGGGUCAUUGAGCCUGUGGUGGGAAACAGAUUGACACACCAGAUCCAAGAGUUAACCCUUGAUACGCCAUAUUAUUUCAAAAUCCAGGCCCGCAACUCAAAGGGCAUGGGGCCUAUGUCGGAGGCAGUACAGUUCAGAACACCCAAAGCUGACUCCUCAGAUAAAAUGCCUAAUGAUCAAGCAUUAGGGUCUUCAGGAAAAGGAAGUCGGCCAUUGGAUAUAGGACCUGACUACAAACCACCCAUGAGUGGCAGUAACAGUCCUCAUGGAAGCCCCACAUCCCCCCUGGAUAGCAACAUGCUUCUAGUCAUAAUAGUAUCUGUUGGAGUGAUCACCAUUGUGAUAGUGGUGAUUGUUGCUGUCUUCUGCACUCGUCGCACCACCUCUCACCAGAAAAAGAAACGGGCUGCCUGCAAAUCAGUGAAUGGAUCCCAUAAAUACAAAGGAAAUUCCAAGGAUGUCAAACCCCCUGACCUUUGGAUCCAUCAUGAGAGACUGGAGCUGAAACCCAUUGAUAAAUCUCCAGACCCUAACCCCAUCAUGACAGACACCCCAAUCCCUCGCAACUCCCAGGACAUCACACCAGUUGACAAUUCCAUGGAUAGCAAUAUCCAUCAAAGGCGCAACUCAUACAGGGGGCAUGAGUCAGAGGACAGCAUGUCCACAUUGGCAGGAAGAAGAGGGAUGAGGCCAAAAAUGAUGAUGCCAUUUGAUUCUCAGCCCCCGCAGCCUGUGAUUAGCGCUCAUCCCAUCCAUUCACUCGAUAACCCUCACCAUCAUUUCCACUCCGGCAGCCUCGCUUCUCCAACUCGCAGCUAUCUCCAUCAUCAGGUCAACCCUUGGCCGAUUGGCACAUCCAUGUCCCAUUCAGACAGGGCCAAUUCCACAGAAUCUGUUCGAAAUACACCAAGCACAGACACCAUGCCGGCUUCCUCAUCUCAGACAUGUUGUGCUGACCAUCAAGAGCCAGAAAGUGCCACAGCAUCUUAUCUGGCCAACGCACAGGAGGAGGAUUCAGGUCAAAGUCUCCCUACUGCCCACGUCCGUCCCUCUCACCCUCUGAAGAGCUUUGCAGUGCCAGCAGUUCCACCCACAGGUUCCACAUAUGACCCAGCGUUGCCAAGCACACCAUUAUUGACGCAGCAAGCUUCUAACCAUCCAGUUCACUCGGUGAAGACUGCAUCGAUCGGGACAUUAGGGAGAACUCGACCGCCUAUGCCAGUGGUAGCGCCCAGCGCCCCCGAUGUGCAGGAGACCACCAGGAUGCUUGAGGAUUCAGAAAGUAACUAUGAACCGGAUGAGCUGACCAAAGAGAUGGCCCACCUGGAAGGACUGAUGAAGGACCUUAAUGCCAUCACUACAGCAUGAACACCUUCACCAGGACAUGACUCCAAAUCCAGUUUCACAAGUCUUGGAACUCAGCCUUGGAACACAAGGAAUUGUAAAGAGAAAGAGAGGGACAGCACACGAGAGCAGAUGUAGAAAGCAAACAAACCAACUGGUGCAUUAAUGCUAAUGCUGGUUAAAAAGAUGACUUUUCUCCUCCUUGUCCUGAAACAAAGUCAUUGCCAAGUUGAAGUCUUGUUUGCCUGCUGAGACCAUGCAGGAUGGGACACUUCAGGUGAAAUCUAGUGUCCAAGCAAGGGGCGGGGGGGGAAAUCAAAUGGACUUUACAUUCUUUUUCUGGUCAGGUUUUGUCUCAGUGGUGUGAUUGCCCUGCCUUUUCAGUGUUGGACAUUCGCAUUUAUGUACAAGUUUAUUUGUGUGUUUUUAUUUUAUUUUAUCUUUUUUUAUAAAAAGGAAAAAAAAUGUAAUCUGAAAAAAAAAGAAAAACCUUGUUGUUUUCCACAGCCUAGACUGACGUUUGACUGCUUGUUCUAUUGUGUAUGGAAAUUCAUUGCCAGUGUGGGGUAUUCUGUUUUGGUUUUUUUUUAUUCUGCAUAUAAUUACAUCCCCUUCCAGCAGUUAAUCCAUGGCCAUUUGGGAUGCUGCAUUGCUAUUUGUAAGCUCUUUCAUUAUUUUUAUAUUAUAAUUAUUAAAAGCCUGACUUUCUCCUCUCAUCGCUGUGAGAUUACAAAUCUGUUUGAAUUGAAAUGUAACAUUGAAAGACUUGUUUGUCACUUUUUGUGCAGUUUCAAUACUUUGAGGGGGGGGGAGUUAAUGGGGAAGGGGGAGGGGAUCCAGGGACUAUUGGGAGGUUUCCUUAUUGUGGUUUUCCAGUCUUCAUUUGUUCACUAAAAGACUGAAGAAAAUGAAAUCAUCUUCUGUUAUGUCCUUUCUUGUAACUUAAUUAUAUCUCUGGUUAUUAAAUUGCAGUGGGAGUCAUUUAGAACCAUUUUUUAAAAGUUCCUCUUAUACAGUUGGAUUCCGUAUGUACAGAUGACAUCACCAUUUCUUUUGGCAACAGUGCUUGGAUUUAUUGUUAGCUAUAAUUUUAAAGAUCCUACAGGUCUUAAAACUUCUAAGUGCAAAUUGAGCAUUAUUGCAGCUCUCAUAGAGCAGUCAGCAGUGCACAGUUUUCACAACACCUCUCCACUGCUAGGGUGCUUAAAUAUGCUGACGUCCUGAAGCAGAGAAAGGUGGAGCUCUUGUAAUCCAGCAGGCUAGCAUGCCUUUGGAAACAAUCAAACCCCAAUCAUAGGAUCUUUUAACUAGAGGAACCCCACCCACAGGCUCUUUCAGCUAGAUCAACCCUCCUGUAGUUUUGCUGUCCCAGGCCAUUUAAACAGUACUUUGAAAAGAAUCUUAAAUGUUCAACUACAAUCAAGGCAAAAAGUAUUUUUCUACGUAUUUAAAACCCGUUGAAAAAUCAGUGUUAAUGACUCAGAUGCUGUUCACACAUCUCUCUAGGAGUGGGAGGGAAGUUAAAAGGGAAUUCCUGCAUGAGGAGAAAGUAGUAGGGGGAGGCAAGUGAAGUGUCUUUCCUCGCACACUUGUUGCCAUGUGGUACACCAGCAUUCUUGGCUGUGCCACACUCGGCAAUGGUGACUGGCCUGAAGGGUAGUGUUUGAUGAAAUCGCAGCUUCCCAUGGAACUCACAUACACAUUUUUUUGAACAAAGGAAAACAAGAACUUACUGAUGGCUUUUUUAUGGCAAAUCUAUUCUGCCAAAGCAGGUUAAUGAUGGGUAAAUAGCACUUCCAGUGGGCACAAACUGGCUCUUGCAACUCUCAGAAUAUUGAGCAGGAAACAUUAGGAUUUAUGUAAUAAAGAAAGCAAUAAGACUGCAUAUUCUUUUUCUUCUAUCCAUUGGAUUAAAUGACCCUCUUGGCUUAUGGUUUGGUUCCUGAUGCUGAGAAGGGACGCAAUGUAUCAUCCUGGAAAGUAGCUGGGACUUGUUUGGGAUUUGACUUCCUUUCUUUUCCUAGACUGCUUAUCUGUUGCCAUUUCUAGUGGGUUUGCUGGUAUUAUUUAUUAUUUGGGUGGGGUAUGGGGGGCAUUGGUGAAAAGUGCAACAUUUGAGCACCCCAGGCCACCUGAAAAUAGAUAUUCAGGCCUUUGUCAAUACAAUUCAGGACAAAAUAAGCUACAGAACUUGUAUUUAAUGAACAAAACACACACACUUGGAUCCACAUGUUGCUUGUAAGGGUGGUGUAUGUUUUCCUCUGACCUAUACCCAAAGAAAUGCCAUCAUAUGUAUUCAGUACUCUUAGCUGGUGGGUCUUUGUGAAUAUUACUUAUGUACAACACAGGGAAUGUUAAUAUUGCCAUGGAAUUUGGGGUGGGGGCUAGUAUAUUUUUACAGAUAAAAUAGCUGUUCAAAGUUGUUGUUUUUUAAGGUUAAACUAAAAAAAACACUCAAAUCAGUGUACAAUCUGUAUUGCACUUUUUCACAUUUUAAUGCUACAUUUUCUUACAUAUUCUGUGAUUUUGAAUUUGGAACAUGGUGUAUCUUGUAGUGUUGUAGUUAGGCUGUUAAAUGGCAGCUUCCUUCAGAAGGAUUUGGGAAAAAACAAAACAACCCAGUACAUGGUUUUAUGAUUCUGAUGUAGGAGAAUUUUGAGGACUGCUGUAGAAUUCUACCUUUCUGUACAAUUUUUUUUCUUUUCUGUAGUAUUUGCUGUAUACUCUAUGGCUUUUUUAAUAACUUCAUGUU
Molecule: messenger RNA, 7403 nt
Organism: Gopherus evgoodei (Goodes thornscrub tortoise)
Lineage: Eukaryota; Metazoa; Chordata; Testudines; Testudinidae
Gene: NEO1
Product: neogenin 1
Exons: 29
Coding region: 257-4675 (1472 amino acids)
Biological process (GO): cell-cell adhesion
Cellular component (GO): membrane
Molecular function (GO): protein binding
Source: RefSeq, a predicted model, not a curated record